Molecule: messenger RNA, 3828 nt
Organism: Coregonus clupeaformis (lake whitefish)
Lineage: Eukaryota; Metazoa; Chordata; Actinopteri; Salmoniformes; Salmonidae
Product: microtubule-associated protein RP/EB family member 1
Exons: 7
Coding region: 382-1161 (259 amino acids)
Biological process (GO): spindle assembly; regulation of microtubule polymerization or depolymerization; protein localization to microtubule plus-end
Cellular component (GO): microtubule plus-end; spindle midzone; cytoplasmic microtubule
Molecular function (GO): microtubule plus-end binding
Source: RefSeq, a predicted model, not a curated record
UAUCAGUACACUCGUAACAACGGAACUAAGCAUUACGAAACGUAUAUUUGAUCAAAUAAACCACACGUAGCAAAUAAUCCAUUACAUAUUUUGUUAACUAAAUUCGACACUCAUUGGACCAGUUAUCCAUCUCUGCCCAUAUCCACCAGUGAGCUCCAGCAUGCGUCUAGACUUUGCAGUCUAGACUUUACGUCUUGGAGUCUUUUGACCUGAAAACAAGCGCACGCAGUUGCGCUUAAAGAAAUCAUUCCGCCGGCAGAUUUCUGGACUGAACUGGCUAGCAGGGGAAGAAAGGAGCAGCAAACGUUGACGUCUUUAUUUAUAUGAGAUAAGGUUUACGUUGAAUUAAUAUACUGGCAACACCUACGCCAAAACAGGAAAAUGGCUGUGAACGUUUACUCAACCUCAGUGUGCAGUGACAACUUGAGUCGUCAUGAUAUGCUUGCAUGGAUCAACGAAUCGUUACAGAUCAACCUUACUAAGAUAGAGCUGUUAUGUUCAGGUGCGGCCUACUGCCAGUUCAUGGACAUGCUCUUCCCCGGCUGUGUGCCUUUGAAGAAAGUCAAAUUUGCUGCAAAACUAGAGCACGAAUUCAUUCACAACUACAAGAUUUUGCAAGCUGGCUUCAAAAGAAUGGGUGUCGACAAAAUCAUCCCUGUUGACAAGUUGAUAAAAAGCAAGUUCCAGGACAACUUUGAGUUUGUGCAGUGGUUCAAGAAGUUCUUUGAUGCCAACUAUGAUGGGAAAGAGUAUGACCCUGUGGAUGCUCGCCAGGGCCAAGACACAAUGCCCAUGUCCAGCCCCGCCAUGUCGGCCCUCAACAAGCCCAAGAAGGUCCUCAACGCUGCACCCCAACGGGCAGCAGUUGCCAAGGUAGCACCCAAAAUAGCGCCCAGCUUGGCGCGGAGACCAGGGGCUGGCGGAGGUGACGAGGAGCGGGCAGAACUCAUUCAGGAGGUGAAUAUACUGAAGUCCACCAUCCAGGACAUGGAGAAGGAGAGGGACUUUUAUUUUGGCAAACUGAGGAACAUUGAGCUCAUCUGCCAAGAGAAGGAAGGAGAGGGUGACCCCACGCUGCAGAGGAUCGUGGAUAUACUCUACGCCACAGAUGAGGGCUUUGUCAUACCGGAUGCUGAGUCAGAGGACCAGGAGGAAUUCUAACAUUCAAGACUGGAUCAUGGAACUUUUAAUACAACCCCUCAACCCACCAAACCCCUUCAAUCAGCUACAACAGCUCCCAUCCUCGAACUACGUUUCACCCCCACCAAAAAACGGAUCAUGUUAUGCAUUGUGUGGUCUCUGAAUGGACUGUAUUUAAAACAUUUUUUUUUUUGGUCUGUAAAAUCAAGUUGAAAUAAGUCAAGUGUGUGAAGUACCUACUCCUCUUCUGAAAUCACUUCUCCCGUUCGUCCCAUUGGUCCAUAUAAACAUAGUGUUGGAAGAUGGCAGCCAUUUUGGCUCUUUUUGGGUCCAGAUGAGUGAUCUUGUCCAUCUGUAAGAUUACACUUUUUGUGUUUUGUUGGUCUUUCCCCUCAAUUUCUGUCUGUUCCGGGAAUUGGAGUUACAAGUUCAUUGGAACCUGCACUCACUUUUGUACAUUAUAUUUUACUAGUUUCCUAAAUUAUCACUGUCUUUGCAACGUGUAUAUUGUUUUCUGGGUCUGAGAAAAUUCCCUUUGUCUGAGUUCCUACUUAAUGUAGUGAUUGUGGGACAUUUAUUUUCUUCACUAACCACAACUGUUCAUAUCCCCCAAACCUAGUUGUUUUCACUUCUUUCAUUUGGUCUCCUCUUGUUUGGAGAUUAACCUUUUUUUAAAUGGUGCAAUUCUUUAUUCCAGGAAAGUGGAGUUUUUUUCUUAACGAUACAGCCCAACGUCUCUUAAUGUGGCUGCAAUUCUCGGACAGCACAUAACAACCUGACAAUAGUUAUGAAGAAACAUGUUAGAAACUACAAGCUUAUGGUAGAAUACUUUGUGCGUGAUUUAUGUGUUUUGUUUGUCUCUUGGAUGUUGGAAGGCAUGGGCACUGUGGAUGCUUGAAACUCUCUGGUCCCAAGCGCAUCCCAAAUUACCUGCUCUGGUUUUUUGGCAUUUCUCCCAGUCUAAAAUUCUUCAGUUGGCAGGGGAUCAAAGUUUUAACUUGAUUUAGCGCCUCUAGUGUCUAAUGCAUCUUCUUAGGGAAUGCAAAAGGUGACUGUGAUGUUUUUCUUUCUGUUUUCUACCUUCUCCAUUUUUUUCUUGAACUCCUGGUUCUGUGGCAUGUUUUAACACACUCCUGUCUUGCGUUUGAAUCUGUUUUGAUUAUGUAGCCACUGCACCAUUGACAGGUUCUAGGCCCAAAACGCUGAUACGCAAAUAAAACUGCCAGUCUCUGCGCCAGAAGAUCCAAGAUCUUAUAGGUUUUAUGAAUUGCCUUUUUUCUUAUACUUUUCAUAACCUACAUAUGUGACUUUGAUGUACUCUCUUUUUGGCAAAUAUUUGUAAUACGUUUUAAAGGAUUGUCAUUUUAGCUCUUAUUGUUUUUUUUCUUUCUGCUGCUCUGAAAUAGACUUCUAGAGAAUCUGGCGGAAGCUUGGGUAUUUAAGCUGUUGAAUAGAUUUUUGUUCUUUCAGUUAAUACAAUGCUCUGACAAAGGCCAAUUACAUUUUUAUAUAAUUGAUGGUUCAUUGAAGUGUUCUGAACCUAUUGGUGUACUUAAUGUAACUGGUGCCACCCAACUGUUGGCUGAAAUGCCCUCCUAGAAAUGACCUUUCCGAUAAUUAGGAGUACAUAACAGGGGCCCUUUCUAGGCCUUAGAAUCUAAUAGAUACUGACAGGGCAAUGAAGGAAGUUUGAAUGUCAUGCAAAACCCUUACUAAAUGGGGAUGCCUGGUUGUAAUAUUAUAAUUAUUUAUUUUUUCUAUUAAGAUUUGAUCCUCGUUGCAUUCUUCAGGACCCCAACCUUAUUUCAUUUGUCAACUUUUUGGGAUUACCACGUCCAAAACAGUUUUCCAAAAUGUAUUGGGACAUGAAUGUGUAUAUUUGACACAUUGAAUCAUUGUGACUGUUUAUCCUUGUUAACUAUGUUGAGUCCAGAAAUUAGUGAUAUUGGCUUGAAGGUUUAAAAACGUAACUGUCUUGUUUGAAUCUAGCUUGUUAUUUGAUGACUAAACUAGCCUGGUGGCUGAUUUAGUGGGUAUUUGGGUCUUGCCAAGACAAAUCUUAACACUGGUUGCGUUCCAGGCAGACUACAUUCGAAGUGUUGCAUUGCUUCAACCAAUGGCUGUGUGCAACGUCAUCGAAUGCGCAGUCUGGUAUCAGUUUUCUAUGUCAUAUGAUGUGGUUUGCUGAUAUUAAACACCUAUCCAGGAGUUGUGAGAUCUGACAGGCAUCUGCAAUGUAGUCAGUCUGGAACAUGGCCAUUGUUUUUGUAAAGUGCAUUUUAUAUGCAAGGGAGACUCAAUGGCCUCUUUCAAUCUAACCUUGUGCCAAUCUUGAACUUUAACCUCGAUCAACUCCCUGUUAGCUUUUUGGUUCCCGAUUUAUAAUUAUAUAUAUUUUGAAUGAUUAGCGUGGUUAUUAGAAGGAGCCCUUGCAGCCCUUGUUUUUGGGGUGUGAAAGAUCAGUGGAGCUCAUCAGAUCUCCCCUGUGACUUUCUCAACAAUCUGUGCCGACGACAUUCUUGUACACUGUGGGCCAUCUGCCACCUUUGCUCUCCUUUUUUGUCUCUCUCUCUCUGUCGAUACAUUCUAUUUCAGCGGGAAAUGUGUUUAAUUUUUUCUGAUUUAUUUUCUUAAAUCGUAUUUGCUGAAUCAAGUUUAUUACAAACAAUAAAACAGUAUUUCUAAGAA